AUGGCGAAGGAAAAAAAGGGGAAAAGCGAGUCCAAAAAGGCCAAGUUGGCCGAAAAGAAGCAGAAGCAGGAGAAGAAGGCGGAGAAGAAGGCCAAGGUGAAAUCCGCAAAGAUCGAGGGCAGCGACGCCGAAGAUGUCGAUCUCGACGCCGUUCUCGAGGAGUACAAGAAGCAGCAGGAGGCGUUCGUCAAGGUGACGGAAAAUGUCGUCGAGGACCCCCCGCGCGCCCGCGCCGCCUCUACCCUCAUGGCUAGUCCCUCCAACAGCAACCAGCUCCUCCUCUUCGGCGGCGAGUACUUCAACGGCGCCCUGGCCACCUUCUUCAACGACCUGAUGGUCUACUACAUCGACCGUGACGAAUGGCGCUGCGUCACCUCGCCCAACGCUCCGCUCCCCCGGUCGGGCCACGCCUGGACCCGCGGCGGAAACGACAGCAACGGUGUCUAUCUCUUCGGCGGCGAGUUCUCGUCUCCCAAGCAGGGCACGUUCUACCAUUACAACGACUUCUGGCGCCUCGACCCGUCCACCCGCGAGUGGGCGCGCAUCGAGACCAAGGGCAAGACCCCGCCCGCCAGGUCCGGUCACAGAAUGACUUACUACAAGAACUACAUCAUCAUGUUCGGCGGAUUUCAGGACACGGCCAACCAGACCAAAUACCUCCAGGACCUGUGGCUGUACGACACCCAGAACUUUGUCUGGCACUGUAUCACCCCGCCGCCGGCGCAGCUGAAGCCUGACGCGCGGUCCAGCUUCACUUUCCUCCCGCACGACCAGGGCGCCGUUCUCUACGGCGGCUACUCGCGCGUGAAGGCCACGGUGGCGGCUGGUAAGCAGACCAAGCAAGGCGGUAGUUCAGGCGGUUCCAAGAAUAUCCUCAAGCCUAUGGUCCACCAGGACUGCUUCUUCCUGCGCAUCACCCAGCCGCCCGCCGACGCGCCGCCUAACGCGGCACCUACGAAGCCGGCCAACACGCCGACCCCGACGCGGGCGGGCGCCACUAUGGCCUAUCACAAGGGCCGCGGCAUCAUGUUUGGCGGCGUGCAUGACGUGGAGGAGAGCGAGGAGGGCAUGGAGAGCGAGUUCUUCAACCAGCUGUUUGCGUGGAACAUUGAGCGUAACCGGUUCUUCCCGAUGGGAUUGAAGAAGGCGAGGGCACCGGGGAAGAAGGCUGGUGCUGGCAAUGGUGAGGGAAGAGAGAGGGUGGGAAGGAGAGACAGAGCGAGGCAGAACGAGGAGGAAUUGCUCAGGCAGCUGGCAGCGCUGCAGGCAGGCGCGAAGGGUAGCUCAGAUGAUGCGGAUGAGAUGGAGAUCGAGGCCAUUCUGAAGAAACAGAGGGGCGAGGAAGAGGAGGAGGAGGAGAAGGACAGCAAGAAAAAGGUCAGGGAUAUGCCGGUGUCGAUGGAGAUGCCACAUCCGCGAUUCAAUGCCCAGCUGGCGGUGCAGGAUGAUGUGCUGUAUAUCUACGGCGGCACGUUUGAGAAGGGCGAUCGCGAGUUUACGCUGGAUGAUUUGUAUGCGAUCGACCUGGGCAAGAUGGAAGGCUGCAAGGAGAUCUUCAAGAGGGAGGGCGAUGAUUGGAUUGAAUCCGAGGACGAAGAUGACGAUGAGGACGAUGAGGAGGAGGAGGAUGACUCGGAUGAAGAGGCCGAUGGCGAAGAGGACGCCAUGGAAAUCGACGACAAGAAGGCCAAGUUCACUCCUAGCGAGAGAAAGAAGAAGAAGGCCAAGGAGGGUGAAGAGGCGCCCGUCGCCGAAGCUACUCCCGUGGCUGCGGCUCCCGAAGAGGAGGAGGAGAGCGAGGAGACGAGGGUUGAUGACGGCCUGCCGCAUCCUAGACCCUUCGAAUCCCGCCGUGACUUCUUCCAGCGCACAUCGGCCGAGUGGCAGGAGGUUCUCAUGACCCAACUCCGCUGGAAGGGUAUCCAGCCCGAGUCGCUUGCCGUCAAGGAGAUCAAGACCAAGGCAUUCGAGCUCAGCGAGGAGAAGUGGUGGGAUUGCAGAGAGGAGAUUACGGCGCUCGAGGACGAGCAGGAGGCUGCGGGUAUUGGUGAGGUGGUUUCGCUUGCGGAUAAGGCGGGCGCUGGAGGUGCUGGUGGUGCUGGCGGUGCUGGUAGGAGGAGGUAA
Sordaria macrospora k-hell is the source of this 2124-nucleotide messenger RNA. NCBI's taxonomy places the organism in Eukaryota, Fungi, Ascomycota, Sordariomycetes, Sordariales, Sordariaceae. The record is from RefSeq and is a predicted model, not a curated record.